This is a messenger RNA of Zasmidium cellare ATCC 36951, 4356 nucleotides long. RefSeq lists its product as uncharacterized. NCBI's taxonomy places the organism in Eukaryota, Fungi, Ascomycota, Dothideomycetes, Mycosphaerellales, Mycosphaerellaceae. The transcript has a single exon. Gene Ontology annotation, cellular component: membrane. The record is from RefSeq and is a predicted model, not a curated record. The coding region runs from base 1 to 4356 and encodes 1451 amino acids. Gene Ontology annotation, molecular function: ATP hydrolysis activity; ABC-type transporter activity; ATP binding. Gene Ontology annotation, biological process: transmembrane transport.
AUGGCUUGUCCUCUCGAUGCCGACAAUGCCUUUGGCCCAGCCGUGGGUAGAGGCUGUCGAGAUGAUUUCGACUUCACCCUCCUAUUUGAGCAGUCGUUCUUCCAGAUCGCCCCUUGUGCCUUGCUUUUGCUCUUGGUCCCUAUCCGCGCGACUCAACUGCGAAAGCAAAACGUAAAAGUCCUCCGCAAUGGCAUGCAAAUCAUCAAGCAAUUGGCCAUUGUGGUCCUGGCCUCCACCCAGCUGGCACUACUCGUUCUGUGGGCUUUAACACCGAUGUAUCGUACGAAGGCUUCGAUUCCAGCGGCAGUACUCUCCUUCCUGGCGUCUUUGUCGCUACUCUACCUGUCAGGUAUAGAACACGCCCGCUCAAUCCGGCCCAGCUCACUCAUCAACGUCUACGUUUUCUUCUCGCUGUUAUUCGACAUUCCCCAAACGAGAACGCUAUGGCUUCGUCCAGGACCUCGAGCUCUCCCUGCUUUGUUCACGGCUGGUGUCGCUGCGAAGGCCGUUGUGCUUUGUCUGGAGGCUAAAAGCAAAAGAAGAGCUCUAUUUCCGCCUUAUAGACUCUAUGCCCCGGAGUCUCUCGUGAGCCUCUACGACAGGACUGCUCUGUGGUGGCUCAAUCCUCUGUUCUGGACCGGCUACAAUGGCUAUUUGUCGAUCGAGAAGCUUUAUGCGGUCGAUUUUGAUCUCAGCUCCGAGAAGGUAGAGGCCAAAUUCCAGCAAGCAUGGGCGAAACGUAAAGCACAGCAGAAGCCGGGAAAAUGGGCCAUGUUCUGGGCAGUGUUCCACACCGUGAAGGCCACAUUCUUCGCCAUGAUCUUUCCGCGAUUCUGCCUCAGCGCUCUGAAGCUGUGCCAACCAUUACUUAUUUCGCGGGUGACAUCGCUCCUGAGCGAGGGGGUUAGCCAUGAGAAUGCCAACUACGGACGUGGCCUGAUCGGAGCUGCCGCAUUGGUGUACACUGGCAUGGCCAUCAGCACUGCUUUAUAUCAGCGUGCUAUGCAUCGUAUGGUCACAAAGAUCCGAGGAAUCAUCAUCUCCACCGUCCACAGCAAAAUUUUGACGUUGGACUCCUCGAAACUUGCAGAUAACGCUGCUUUGACCCUCAUCAGCGCGGAUGUCAACAGGAUAUGCUUGUCACUCAAAGAGAUCGACCAAUUGUUUGCCUCGCCUAUUGAGGUUGGGGCAGCAAUGUUGUUGCUUCAGCGGCAAAUCGGUGUUGCUUGUGUGGCACCUAUAGCAGUCACUCUUGCCGUGACUACAGCCAACUUCUUCAACGUCAACACUGCCAUACCCAUGCAGAAGGCUUGGCUUAAGGCUGUUUCGGACAGAGUCGCUUUCACAUCAUCUGUCUUGGGCUUCCCCAAAGGGUUCAAGAUGCUUGGGCUGACAACGUACUUCACCGAUCGCAUUCAAGGCAUGCGUGUUGAUGAACUCAACAAAUACGCCGCAUACAGGAAGUACGUUACCUGGCGCAAUGUCUAUGGCCACAUCCCGGAGGCAUUUGCCCCAACGUUCACGUUGAUGAUGUUCACAUUGGUCUACGGGCAAGAGUCUCUGGACCCCACGACCGCAUUCACGGCACUGUCACUUGUCGCCCUGCUUUCUAGCCCAAUUGCAGAACUACUUCAUAACGUACCGCAACUUUUCAUAGCCCUUGCCAGUUUGGAAAGGGUACAGAAGUUUCUGCUGAUCGAGGGCAUUGAACGAAACACGACUUUCGGAGUGAGAAUUGAUAAGGCGGCCACAACAUCCGCACCGGAUCGCAGGGACGAUGCCGUCGAGCUGAGCGUGAUGGCACCAGCCAAAGCUCCAUCAAGCGACGCUCUACACCUGGUACAGAUAGAGCAAGGCACCGUGGCGCUCAGUUCUGACAAUAAACAAGUCCUCAAGGAUGUCGAUAUUCGACUUACCAAAGGCCACAUCCAUCUGCUGAUCGGUCCCGUCGGAAGCGGCAAAUCGACACUUCUCAAGACGAUCAUUGGCGACCUGUCCCUAUUUGCUGGUCGCCGUGUUAUUGCACCUGGAAUCAACAUGUUUGCGUUUUGCUCUCAGGAUCCAUGGCUUCCCAAUGACACUGUCCAGAACCUAAUCCUCGGCCACUCAGACUUUGAUCCAGAAUGGUAUGCCACCGUCACUUCUGCUUGCGCUCUCCGCCGAGACAUCGCUACGUUCCCCGAUGGAGAUGAUACGCUAGUUGGGACAAAGGGCGUUUCUCUUAGCGGCGGUCAACGUCAGCGGAUAGCCCUUGCUAGAGCUGUAUAUGCUCGGAAGCAGAUCAUUGUUGCAGAUGAUGUGCUAAGUGGACUUGACUCAGGGACCUCAAGGCAAGUCUUCACUCAACUUUUCGGUGCCCGCGGACUCUGCAAACAGCAUGGCAUGACGGUAAUAUUGGCGACACAUUCUACACAGUAUCUUCCGUCUGCAGACUUCAUCAUCGCUCUUGGAAAGGAGGGAAACAUCGUCGAGCAGGGGACGUACAACGCCCUGGAUGUUCCAGGAGGAUACGUUCAUGAGCUCGGACUCAGUGGCACUCGACAGGAAGGUUCCGCUGACAUCGAAGAAGUUGCUGCCGAUGCUGCCAUUCGAUCCUCCGCCCCAGAUAAAGUCGAGGCCGCUCAGCAGGAUCUCGCACGCAAGACCGGAGACACAUCAGUAUACAAGUACUACUUCAAGUCCAUCGGCACCAGACUGAACGUGAUCCUGACAAUCUCCACUGUCUUGUUCAUCUUCGGCAACAAGUUUCCCGAGAUCUGGGUCAAGUUCUGGAGCGAAGCUGAGACCUCGAACAACCCUCGUCCGCUCGGCAUGUGGGUCGGAGUCGCGUUUCUCCUCGCUGUGAUAUCAUGCAUUGGCUGCGGCGCCCAGAUCUGGACGAUGCUCGUUCAUGCUGUGCCUAAGAGCAGUGCUCAUCUUCACAAGCAGCUGCUUCAUACCGUCAUGCACGCCACAUACUCAUUUUUCGUCAACACAGACUCGGGCGUCACGCUCAACCGUUUCUCGAACGAUAUGAGCUUGAUUGAAAUCGAGUUAGCUGGUGCUUUCAUGCAGUUCUCGGCUGCCAUAGGCAUGCUCGCCGCUUCUGGGGCUAUCAUUGUGUCUGGAGCUAGCUACGCUGCUGCGACAAUGCCUCUCAUCUUGCUUGUACUGUAUGGGAUCCAGAGGUUCUACCUCCGUACGUCGCGGCAGCUGAGGUUCCUUGAUCUGGAAGCUCAGGCGCCUCUCCUUACGCAUUGCUCGGAGACUUUGGCUGGCGUUACGACGAUCCGUGCGUUUGGUUGGCAGCGCCAGUCUCACCAUAAGUGCAUGACGCUCCUUGACAAAGCUCAACGGGCGUACUACCUGAUGCUUUGCAUUCAGAGAUGGCUAGGGCUGGUGUUGGGACUUGUGACCGCUGCUGUAGCAGUUGUUGUUGUUACCAUGGCCAUGACGUUGCCUCAAUCCUCGAGCGCUGGAUCCAUCGGCGUGUCCCUGCUGAGCGUGUUGAGCUUCAGCUUCUACAUGACCUUCACAAUCAAUGCGUGGACGGCGCUGGAGACCUCCUUCGGUGCAGUAGCGAGGUGUAAGAACUUUGAGGCUUCUACCAAGUCUGAGGAUCGCCCUGAGGAGAGCCACGUUCCUGAUCCUUUGUGGCCUGCUAAUGGUGAAGUUAUCAUCAAAGAUCUCCGUGCUUCUUACAACGACGAUGGCAAGCAGGUACUCAAGGACAUCUCUCUGUCAAUCAAAGCUGGAGAGAAAGUAGGGAUCUGUGGCCGAUCUGGAAGUGGGAAGAGGUCUCUGCUGCUGGCGCUCUUCAGGCUGCUCGACAGCGCUUCUGGCGGUAUCACCGUAGACAGCGUGGACCUCGCCACCGUACCCCGCCAGGUGAUCCGCGAGCGCUUUGCAGCUCUUCCCCAGGAAUCAUUGAUCUUCCCUGGCACUGUACUCUCCAAUCUCGACCCUGUAGGCAGGGAGAGAGUGGAGAGAGUGGAGAGAGUCCUCCAGAAAGUCGAUCUGUUAGAUCUUAUCACCCAGCGCGGCGGUCUUGAUGUCGAUAUCACCUCACUCGGGCUCUCGCAGGGCCAGCUGCAGCUGUUUGCGGUCGCGCGUGCGCUUCUACGCGACUCGAAACUCUUGGUCCUGGAUGAAAUGUCCAGCGCUGUAGACGCAGUGACAGAGGAGAACAUGACGCGCCUGAUCAGAGAGGAAUUCCAGGAGAGCACGGUUAUCGCGGUCGCGCAUAGGUUGAGCACGAUUGUGGAGUUUGACUGCGUCGUCGUGAUGGAUGACGGACGUGUUGUAGAGAGUGGCGCGCCGGAGAAGCUGCUGGCGAGAGGCGACAGCGCGUUUAGGGGGCUAUGGGAGAAUACCUGA